This is a messenger RNA of Ceratotherium simum simum (southern white rhinoceros), 891 nucleotides long. It is a transcript of the gene DCAKD, whose product is annotated as dephospho-CoA kinase domain containing. Gene Ontology annotation, biological process: coenzyme A biosynthetic process. Lineage: Eukaryota; Metazoa; Chordata; Mammalia; Perissodactyla; Rhinocerotidae. Gene Ontology annotation, molecular function: dephospho-CoA kinase activity; ATP binding. The record is from RefSeq and is a predicted model, not a curated record.
CUGGCGUUCCUGCAGUGGACUGUCCCAAUCUGCCGAUCUCGCCUUUCUCCAGUGAUUGCCGGCUCCUGGUUGUGUAGUCGCGCUGACCUCCCUCUUUCCUGGAAGAUGUUCCUGGUGGGCCUGACGGGGGGCAUUGCCUCAGGCAAGAGCUCCGUGGUUCAGGUGUUCCAGCAGCUGGGCUGCGCCGUGAUCGAUGUCGACGUCAUUGCCCGGCAUGUCGUCCAGCCAGGAUACCCCGCACACCGGCGCAUCGUGGAGGCCUUUGGCACUGAGGUCCUGCUGGAGAAUGGCGACAUCAACCGCGAGGUCCUGGGGGACCUAAUCUUUAACCAGCCAGACCGACGGCACCUGCUCAACGCCAUCACCCACCCUGAGAUUGGCAAGGAGAUGGUGAAGGAGACCUUCAAGUUCUUCCUCCAGGGAUACCGCUACGUGAUUCUGGAUAUCCCCCUGUUGUUUGAGACCAAGAAGCUGCUCAAGUACAUGAAGCACACAGUGGUGGUAUACUGUGACCGGGACACGCAGCUGGCAAGGCUGAUGCAUCGGAACAACCUGAGCCGCGAGGACGCAGAGGCCCGAAUCAAGGCCCAGCUGCCCCUGAAGGACAAGGCGCGCAUGGCCCGCCAUGUUCUAGACAACUCGGGCGAGUGGAGUGUCACCAAACGCCAGGUCAUCCUCCUGCACGCCAAGCUGGAGCGCUCCCUGGAGUACCUGCCACUGAGGCUCGGGGUCCUCACAGGUCUGGCUGUCCUUGCCAGCCUCCUCUACCUGCUCACCCGCUACCUCUUGCCUUCCCCCUAGCUGGGACCGCCGAGGCAGGAAGCCCCCACCUCAAGUUCCUCAGAGCCAGAAGCUAGGUAACGAAUCAUCCUGUUUCCUCCCAACCCCCUC